UCCCACUCAGACCCAACGCAAAAUCAGAAGACAAAAAGCUCAGACUCUGUGAGAGGGUGGUUUUUCCUCUCUCCUCCACCGUAGCCGCUUAGGGUUUCUAUCCCGAUCGGUUGGCCAUAAUGGCGAAUCUUGACGGCGGUUCUGAUCAGGACCAGCAAUGGCUGCUCAAUUGCUUGUCCGCCACUCUCGACCCCAGCCACGAGGUUCGCUCUUUCGCCGAAGCUUCGCUUAAUCAGGCCUCACUUCAACCAGGUUUUGGAAGUGCACUUGCGAAGGUUGCCGCAAACAGAGAGCUUCCGUUGGGAUUGCGUCAGCUAGCUGCUGUCCUUCUUAAGCAGUUUAUUAAGAAACAUUGGCAGGGGGGUGAGGAAUCGUUUGAACAUCCUGUUGUUUCCAGUGAUGAGAAGGCAGUUAUUCGCAGACUGCUAUUGGUUUCACUGGAUGACUCCUAUAGGAAAAUGUGCACAGCUAUUAGUAUGGCAAUUGCAGCAGUUGCAGUUAAUGAUUGGCCGGAAGAGUGGCCUGAGUUGUUGCCAUGUCUCUUGAAGUUAAUUAAUGAUCAGACUAAUAUGAAUGGAGUACAUGGAGCUUUGAGGUGCUUGGCUCUUCUGUCUGGAGACUUGGAUGAUAAAGUGGUGCCCACAUUAGUACCUGUUUUGUUCCCGUGCUUGCUUACUAUUGUAUCAUCGACUCAGGUGUAUGACAAAUAUUUACGGGCAAAAGCACUUUCGAUUGUUUAUUCUUGCACCUCCAUGCUGGGAGUAAUGAGUGGUGUUUAUACGAAGGAAACCAGUGAAUUAAUAGUACCCAUGCUUAAACCAUGGAUGGAUCAGUUCUCUAUCAUCCUAAAUCAUUCAGUCCAACCUGAAGAUCCUGAUGAUUGGAGCAUUAGAAUGGAGGUUUUAAAGUGCUUGAAUCAGUUUGUUCAGAAUUUCCCUAGCCUUACAAGAAGUGAAUUUAUGACAAUUGUGGGACCAUUGUGGCAAACUUUUGUAACAACUCUUAGAGUGAGGUCAUCCAUUGAAGUUACAGAUCUAUACGAGGGAAGAUAUGAUUCAGAUGGUUCAGAGAAAAGCUUCGACUCCUUUAUUAUCCAGUUAUUUGAGUUUUUGUUGACCAUUGUGGGUAGUGCAAAAUUUGCACAGGUUGUUAUGAGCAAUAUUAAAGAGUUGGUGUACUAUACUAUUGCUUUCCUGCAGAUAACCGAACAACAGGUUCAUACGUGGUUAAUGGAUGCAAACCAAUUUGUUGCUGAUGAGGAUGAUGCCACUUAUAGCUCCCGCGUUUCUGGUGCACUUUUGCUGGAAGAAGUGGCGACUGUGGCUGGAAUAGAGGGAAUUAAUGCUAUUGUAGAUGCUGCCAAAGAACGAUUUAUUGAGUCUCAAAGCGAAAAGGCGGCAGGUUCUGCAUUUUGGUGGAGACUAAGGGAGGCUACUUUAUUUGCUUUGGCUUCUGUCUCAGAACAACUGCUUGAAGCAGAGGGUUCAGGAAUGAUUAGCGUUAGCUUAAGGGACCUUCUGGAACAAAUAAUCACUGAAGAUAGUGGAUCAGGAGUACACGAGUAUCCCUUUCUUUAUGCACGUAUAUUUACAUCAGUUGCCAAGUUCUCCUCUUUGAUCAGCCGUAAUGUUUUUGAGCACUUUCUUGUUGCUGCUAUCACAGCAAUUGGCAUUGAUCUUCCCCCUCCGGUGAAGGUAGGUGCCUGCAGGGCACUUUCUCAACUCCUACCUGAAGCAAACAAAGGAAUUAUACAAUCCCAAAUGAUGAGUUUAUUUUCAUCACUUACAGAUCUGCUUAACCAGGCAUCAGAUGAAACCUUGCUCCUGGUACUUGAAACACUACAAGCAGCAAUUAAGGCUGGUCAUGAAUUAUCGGCAUCAAUAGAGCCUAUUAUCUCCCCUGUGAUCCUUAAUAUGUGGGUAUCACAUGUUUCAGACCCUUUUAUCAGUAUUGACGCAAUUGAGGUUCUGGAGGCACUCAAAAAUGCUCCCGGUUGUAUACAUCCGCUUGUUUCCCGGAUUUUACCAUACCUUGGGCCAAUCUUGAAUACACCCAAGCAGCAGCCUGAUGGAUUAGUAGCUGGGUCAAUGGAUCUUUUGACAAUGUUAUUAAAGAAAUCUCCUACUGAUGUUAUAAAAGCAGUAUAUGAUGUUUGUUUUGAUGCUGUUAUUCGAAUAAUCCUUCAAAGUGAUGAUCAUGGUGAAAUGCAGAAUGCAACAGAAUGUUUAGCAGCUUUGAUCUCUGGGGGAAGACAAGAUAUACUUUCUUGGGGUGACUCUGGAUUUUUAAUGAGAAGUUUACUUGAUGUGGCUUCGAGACUUCUAGAUCCUGAUUUGGAAAGCUCUGGAUCUCUAUUUGUUGGGAGCUACAUCUUGCAACUUAUAUUACAUUUGCCAUCACAAAUGCUGCCACAUAUACGCGACUUGGCUGCUGCUCUUAUUAGGCGCAUGCAAUCCGUUCAAAUAGCAGGGUUAAAAAGCUCAUUGAUAGUCAUAUUUGCUCGAUUGGCUCACUUGAGUGCACCAAAUGUUGAACAAUUUAUUGAUUUACUGAUCAGCAUCCCAGCUGAAGGUCAUGAUAACUCAUUUGUUUAUUUAAUGUCGGAGUGGACUAAGCAGCAAGGAGAGAUUCAUGGGGCUUACCAAAUUAAAGUGACUACUAGUGCUUUGGCUUUAUUGCUAUCCACGAGGCAUGCUGAACUAGCAAAAAUUAAUGUUCUGGGAAACAUAAUUAAGGCUGCUGCAGGGAUAACUACUCGCUCUAAAGCUAAAUUGGCACCAGAUCAGUGGACGGUUAUCCCACUUCCGGCAAAGAUACUGGCUUUGUUGGCAGAUGCGUUGGUUGAAAUCCAAGAACAGGUCUUGGCUGAUGAUGAUGAGGACAGUGACUGGGAAGAAGUUCAGGCCGAGGAUGUCGAAGCUGAAAAAGACUUGUUGUAUUCAGUAGGGGUGACAUCAUCUGGCAGACCUACGCACGAACACCUUGAAGCGAUGGCUAAAGUCUUUGAUGAGGAUCAAGAAGAUGGUUAUGAAGAUGACCUAUUAAGUGCAUCCGAUCCUCUUAAUCAGAUAAAUCUUGCAAACUAUCUUGCGGAUUUCUUCUUAAAAUUUUCUCAGUGCGAUGGACAACUGCUUGAUCAACUAUGUCAGAGCCUGACUCAGACUCAGCGGAUUGCUAUUCAAAUGGUUCUGAGGCGCUGAGUUUGUGUAUUAUAUUAUUAUUAUUUUUUGGCUGUGGGGACUUUACAUUGUGUAUUAUUUGUAAUUCAAUUAAUUGUUUGUAAAUGUUGUUAAAAUGCGAGUAGUUGAGUCAGACUUGGUCGGCGUGUCGUCAAUGAUCGGGAAUAAGUCGUAAGAUAAGAUUGAUCUUUUUUUUUUUUUUGAU
Molecule: messenger RNA, 3384 nt
Organism: Morus notabilis
Lineage: Eukaryota; Viridiplantae; Streptophyta; Magnoliopsida; Rosales; Moraceae
Product: importin-9
Exons: 33
Coding region: 120-3200 (1026 amino acids)
Biological process (GO): protein import into nucleus
Cellular component (GO): cytosol; nuclear envelope
Molecular function (GO): small GTPase binding
Source: RefSeq, a predicted model, not a curated record